AUGUUGCGUAUCUUAUUGUCGACCGACACCCUCUCUCCGGAGAACAACAACACACUGCUACCAUUCGCCUACGCCGCCCUCUUCCUCCUAGCCUGGACAACAGCCUACCUACUCGGUAGACUUCUCCCCCGAGCCAGGGAGGAACCACUCGCCGACCAAACCCCCCCACUAUUGACACCCCGACGCACUCGACGACUACAACGCCUCCUCCUCCAACGUGCUACCUCUUUUGGAAACCCUACAGGAAACGACCCGGGUUGGUGUUUCCUAACACUAACCUCCAGGGACUUCCACCCCUACCUCAUCGGCAUCGGACCAUACCCAUCGCCUGUCAAGGUCUUGAAUACCCUUCAUCGGUUAGGAGCACCACUACUCCCUGCCCUGGUCACCCGUCAUAGGGGCACAGCACACGUCACCAACACCCCCGGCGCCCACACGGCCACACGACUCUUACGGACGAGAAGGGUAGGAGCCAAACUCAAGAUCGGACAACUACACCACCCCGGCGACUGCGAACCCUUUGAAGUACCAAUACGGCUAUCUCGGAACAAGGACGCGCUCCAGGCGCUGGUGGACACCGGAGCCACCGGAUAUGGGUUCAUCGACGCUUCCUUCGCCAAGGCCCGCGGAUAUACCCUCGAGGAACUCGCGACCCCAAGACAUUUGCAAGUGAUCGAUGGACGAGCCAUCGCCUCCGGAGCCAUCACCCACUGUUGCAAACUCCGCCUCGAGAUGAAUGAUCAUGUGGAAGGGGCCUCCUUGUUUGUCACCAAGCUCGGCGACGUGAAAGUGGUCCUCGGACUCCCCUGGCUACAACACCACGCUGCCGAAAUACGGUUCGCCGACCGAUCCAUCUCCUUCCACGCCGAACGCUGCCAACAGCACACGGCAACUCUCUGGACCUCCACCCUCACCUGCCCCCCAUUGACCGCCUCCGCCGCCACCCUGCCGCCCCCGCCAAUACCCCCGAGACCAAACACCGCCAUCCCCUCGCGCCCGCCGCCGAUACCCCCAAGGCCAGCCACCCCUCGCCGCACGAUCACCUUCCCGAGCCCCAAGUCCAAACUCAUCGCCGUCCCAAUCAACCGAUGA
Morchella importuna is the source of this 1092-nucleotide messenger RNA. RefSeq lists its product as uncharacterized. The coding region runs from base 1 to 1092 and encodes 363 amino acids. The transcript has 2 exons. Lineage: Eukaryota; Fungi; Ascomycota; Pezizomycetes; Pezizales; Morchellaceae. The record is from RefSeq and is a predicted model, not a curated record.